AGGUGUAAACAGCUCGUGCUCGAAAAUCUCAACUAAAUCCAUGGUUGUUAAUUAGCCUACUCAAGAUAAUAGAAGGAAAGAAACAUUUCCGUUUCAUAUUUUUAUUGCAUAGGAAAGGAUAUAUUUGAUCACUGGGCGGCAAAUUAGUUGUGGUAUGCCAUAAAAACAUAUAGAAGAAGAAGUACUUUACGCAGCUUUGGCGCGUUGUCCCCAUGGCAAUCAUUCCAACAAGGAUAUCCACAGACCACACGAGGGUGAAUUUAUUCAUCUCAUCUCGCGUCUUUAGUCUCUUUAUCAUAACAUUACAAGGAGGACACGUGCAUAUACUACAGAGAAGUGUGUGCAUACUGGAACUGAGGCAGAAGUGUAAAAGGAGUAAAGCCUUGCUCAUGAGGGAUUGUGACUGACGUUUCUGGUGGUUGUUCUGUGAACGCUUGGCUGAAGCUGAAAAGCAUCCACUCUGAGGCAGGGUCUGACGAGCCAUCAUGGUCCGCCUCACUAUGGAUCUGAUUGCCAAAUCCAGCUACGAUUUGAAAAACAAGAGAAGCUACUCACUCCCACAGUACCUCAAACUCACUCACCUGAACUUCUCUAACAAGAACAUAGAGGACAUUCUACCUGGAGGGAAAAAGCAUCAUGGUGAUGGGGGGGGUUAGAGGAGCUGAAGAUGCUCUACCUGGAGGGCCAGAGACUGCCCAGUGGGGAGAAGCUACUCUUUGACCCCAGGACUCUCUUCUCCCUCGCUGAAUCUUUAGGUGUCUUGAAUAUCAACAGGAACAACAUAGAUGAUGUCAGAGAUCUUGCCGUUCUAAAGAAACACACAUUUCUUUGCUGCAGACAACCAGUUACAGGACAUGCAGGAUUUAGAGGGGGUGUUUAGUCAAUGGCCUCUGCUGCAUCGAAUGGAUUUGAGUGGAAAUACUGUCUGCCACAAACCAAAAUACAGAGACAGGCUGAUGACUGGAGGAACUUGAUGGGAAGGAAAUUAACGAGUUGUCCAGGCAGUUCCUGAUUAACUGGAAAGCGUCGAAAGACGGCAAGAAAAAAUGGAAAGAUGAAAGCAUGAAGACCAGCCAGAUCACCUUACCUUUACUGGUAAGAUAAUGUACUGUUAUAUCCAGAUCACCUUACCUUUACUGGUAAGAUAAUGUACUGUUAUAUCCAGAUCACCUUACCUUUACUGGUAAGAUAAUGUACUGUUAUAUCCAGAUCACCUAUCCCUUUACUGGUAAGAUAAUGUACUGUUAUAUCCAGAUCACUUAUUCCUUUACUGGUAAGAUAAUGUACUGUUAUAUCCAGAUCACUUAUUCCUUUACUGGUAAGAUAAUGUACUGUUAUAUCUUUAUGACUGGCCAGAUCACCUAUCCCUUUACUGGUAAGAUAAUGUACUGUUAUAUCCAGAUCACCUAUCCCUUUACUGGUAAGAUAAUGUACUGUUAUAUCUUUAUGACCGGCCAGAUCACCUAUCCCUUUACUGGUAAGAUAAUGUACAGUUAUAUCCAGAUCACCUAUCCCUUUACUGGUAAGAUAAUGUACUGUUAUAUCCAGAUCAACUAUCCCUUUACUGGUAAGAUAAUGUACUGUUAUAUCCAGAUCACUUAUUCCUUUACUGGUAAGAUAAUGUACAGUUAUAUCCAGAUCACCUAUACCUUUACUGGUAAGAUAAUGUACUGUUAUAUCCAGAUCAACUAUCCCUUUACUGGUAAGAUAAUGUACUGUUAUAUCCAGAUCACCUAUACCUUUACUGGUAAGAUAAUGUACUGUUAUAUCCAGAUCACCUAUCCCUUUACUGGUAAGAUAAUGUACUGUUAUAUCCAGAUCACUUAUCCCUUUACUGGUAAGAUAAUGUACUGUUAUAUCCAGAUCACUUAUUCCUUUACUGGUAAGAUAAUGUACUGUUAUAUCCAGAUCACCUAUCCCUUUACUGGUAAGAUAAUUUACUGUUAUAUCCAGAUCACUUAUUACUUUACUGGUAAGAUAAUGUACUGUUAUAUCCAGAUCACCUAUCCCUUUACUGGUAAGAGAAUGUACUGUUAUAUCCAGAUCACCUAUCCCUUUACUGGUAAGAUAAUUUACUGUUAUAUCCAGAUCACUUAUUACUUUACUGGUAAGAUAAUGUACUGUUAUAUCCAGAUCACCUAUCCCUUUACUGGUAAGAGAAUUUACUUUUAUAUCUUUGACAGGCCAGAUCACCUAUCCCUUUACUGGUAAGAUAAUGUACUGUUAUAUCCAGAUCACUUAUUACUUUACUGGUAAGAUAAUGUACUGUUAUAUCCAGAUCACCUAUCCCUUUACUGGUAAGAUAAUGUACUGUUAUAUCCAGAUCACCUAUCCCUUUACUGGUAAGAGAAUUUACUUUUAUAUCUUUGACAGGCCAGAUCACCUAUACCUUUACUGGUAAGAUAAUGUACUGUUAUAUCCAGAUCACUUAUUACUUUACUGGUAAGAUAAUGUACUGUUAUAUCCAGAUCACCUAUACCUUUACUGACUUCCACAUGGGCCCACAUCCUUCAUACAACUAUAACUACGGCAACACCCUGGGCAAGAAGAAUCCUCUGGAGGGGGCGACCCAGCAGGAAGUCCGCUCCGAACACUCACAACUGGAGAGCGCAGCAAUGAGGUUUAUAAGUGCUCCCUAUAUGGUUGGAAGACAGACGAUCCGCAUGGAUAGUGGAAAUGGCCCAGUGACAGUUAUGGAUGAGAGUCCCACAUCUAGCCCCAGCUCCAGCCCCAGUCCUGACAUGCUGACCACCGACAGUCGGCGUCCGGGGGCCCUGCAGCACUCCAGGGUGGUCCAGGCUGGUGGGCUCGGUGGCAGAGGGCGGCCGGCAGCAGCCAACGCAGCGCGGGAGAGGAGUCGAGUGCAGACCCUGAGAAGCGCAUUCCUGGAGCUACAGAGGACUCUUCCGUCGGUGCCACCGGACACAAAACUGUCCAAGCUCGACGUGUUGAUUUUGGCCACCACUUAUAUUGCCCAUCUGACUCGGACCUUGCAAGAGGAGGGGAUGGAGGAGGGAGAGAGCAAUAGACAAACAGAGGCCUUACACUCGCUGAAAGGUGAAGGUUACCUGCACCCUGUGAAAAAGUGGCCAAUGCGAUCCAGGUUAUACGUCGGCGCCAGCGGUCAGUUUCUGAACAAUUCAAAACAGACAGAAAAUCAAGGCGCAUCAUCGUCAACCUCGCAGACAUAAAUCUAUCCACUGCAUAAGGGACUUGUAAUUUAGACGAGCAUUAAUUAGUACGACUCUUUCAGCUACAUCCACCCAUGAGGACUUAUGAAAUGGACAGGAGAUUCGUCGUCUUACAGUGCUUAUUAUUUUUAUUUAUCAAACAACUGCUUUUGACUUCAGUAUUUUCGUGUAAAGGAGACAGUCACGACUCUUUCAAUAGUAGGAACACAUUGUAAAUUAAUAUAUUAUGUAUAUAAAAUCUGAGAAAGCCUGAAUAUUGUUGCUCUUAUUUUGGCCAUGCUGUGUUUCUGCUCUGCUUUCUGCUGUUCUGUGCCUGUUGGAGAUAUUAUUAACGUGUGUAUGCUUUUUAGAAAUUCCGUAUGCGGUGUAAUGAACAUUCGCACUAAAUGCAUGUGUGAAUAACUUAACAUCUGUCAUGUGAAGUGAUCUGUCAGCCUCUUCAUCUUUUUUUAUUACGUAAAUGGUUGUAAUUAUGUUUUUUUGAUAAUGACUUGAGAAAUAGAAAUAAGACAUGUCUCCCACUC
Molecule: messenger RNA, 3715 nt
Organism: Salmo salar (Atlantic salmon)
Lineage: Eukaryota; Metazoa; Chordata; Actinopteri; Salmoniformes; Salmonidae
Source: RefSeq, a predicted model, not a curated record